UGCAACCAGAAGCAUCGCCUCCUCCUCCUCUUCCUCCUCCCCAGUCUCCUCUCCACCUCUUCCUCCUCCUCCACUUCCAUUUGCUACCUACCGUUGACAACUCCAUCUCUCCCUCUCCCCCUCCCACCUCCUUCCUCCUCCUCCUCCUCCUCCUCCUCCUCUCUCUCUCUCGCUCAUGUGUACCAUUCCCCUUUCCUACUACAAAUCCAAGGCGCUACCUUUGUUCCUGUGCAGCUUCUCCUAGAGCUAGAUUCAGGGCUAGGGUUUCAGAGGAGGAGCUUCUGUAGCCUUCCAAAACUCUAUUCCGGCUUAGAUCUGAGGCACCGCUUCUUUCCGACAGCUCUGUGAAUCGUUUCUUGAAGCCUCUCUGUCUCCCGGAUCUGAUUCCCUGAGGCAAAUGGUGCCGUAGCUUUCGACAUCUCUGGUGGCGCAGCUUCGCUCCGUCGGCUCGCUUCUUGGCUGAACCUUGCGGAACGGGGGACGGAAGGGCCGAAAGAUUGGAUCUUGGUGGAGAUCUGGAGAUACAAGGAGCUUUGCUAUCAGAAAUAUGUCAUCUCUGAAGGAACAUUUAUAUGAUAAAACAUUUCUUUUUGGCCUCAAGUUGUGGGUUGUAAUUGGGAUAAUUGUUGGGGUCUCCAUAUUGGGUGUUCUUUCCAUUCUAGUUAUAUGCCUUAAUGCUAGGAGUCAAAGAAGGUCAAGGAGGGCUUCCAACAAUCUUCCAGUUAGCCAAAUACCACCGGUCUCAAAGGAAAUUAAAGAAGUUAGGGUUGAACAAGUCUCAGCUAAUGAUUUUGUUGCACGUGAUGGUAUUCUGCUUACAGUUCAUGAUAAAUCCAAUGAAAAAGAAACGGACAAGGUUAUGGUCCAUUUGGGCUUGGGCAAAUCAAGGCAUGCUGAUGAGAACAGUCAUUCAGGCUCAUUUCAUUAUAUAGAUAAAGAUGGUAGUUGCCAUUCUGGUGAUGAAGGAAGUUCAGGGACAGUUGCUGUACAUAGACAAUCUUCUUACCGUAUAACUGCUCCGUCACCUUUGACAGGCCUCCCAGAGUUUUCUUACCUUGGCUGGGGUCACUGGUUUACCUUGAGGGACUUGGAAAUUGCAACCAAUCGUUUUUCAAAAGAUAAUGUACUUGGGGAGGGUGGUUAUGGUGUUGUUUAUCGAGGACAACUCAUCAAUGGUACUCCAGUAGCAGUUAAAAAGCUUCUUAAUAAUCUAGGACAAGCAGAGAAAGAAUUCAGAGUUGAAGUUGAGGCCAUUGGUCAUGUCCGCCACAAGAAUCUAGUACGCCUUCUUGGAUACUGUGUGGAGGGUACUCAGAGGAUGCUAGUUUAUGAGUAUGUGAAUAAUGGAAAUCUAGAACAAUGGCUUCAUGGAGCUAUGCGUCAGCGGGGUUCUCUUACUUGGGAGGCUCGCAUAAAGAUUCUUUUGGGCACUGCUAAGGCUCUUGCUUAUUUACACGAGGCCAUUGAACCAAAAGUGGUGCACCGAGAUAUCAAAUCCAGUAAUAUAUUGAUUGAUGAUGAAUUCAAUGCUAAAAUAUCUGAUUUUGGUUUGGCCAAGCUUCUAGGAGCUGGUAAAAGUCAUAUCACUACUCGGGUUAUGGGAACCUUUGGUUAUGUGGCGCCAGAAUAUGCAAACACCGGACUGCUAAAUGAAAAGAGUGAUGUAUACAGUUUCGGUGUUGUUCUUCUAGAAGCAAUUACAGGGAGAGAUCCUGUAGAUUAUGGGCGCCCCGCAAAUGAGGUAAAUCUAGUUGACUGGCUCAAAAUGAUGGUUGGGAGUAGGCGUUCAGAAGAAGUAGUGGAUCCAAGUAUAGAGACAAGACCAUCUACAAGAGCACUUAAACGUGCCCUUUUGACAGCUUUGAGGUGUGUUGAUCCUGAUUCGGAGAAAAGACCUAAGAUGGGUCAGGUUGUCCGAAUGCUGGAUUCUGAUGAGCCAAUACCUCGUGAGAAUCGGAGACAUCGACGCAACCGUGCUGGAAGCAUAGAUAUGGAUUCCCAGAGGGAGAGUUCUGACACAGAUAAAAGUGACAACCCAGACUCCAAAUACAGCAGCAGAAGGAACAGAUCAUCUUCAACCAAUUGAGGUUCUGUAAUCUCGGAAAAGAUUAUCUCUGCCUGAUUGCUUACAUUCUUUUCACCAGCUGCUUCCCCAGACUGCAACAACUAAUCAUUUCUACCACUCUGUCAACAACGCCUCGAAUUCAGAUCAAGGCAGCUGUAUUAUCCAUGUAUUUUCACCUUAUUUCAUAUUUUGUUGAAGGGAAGAUUGUAUUGUUGUAUGUAUGAUGCUUCACAAGUACUUUAAACAGUAUGUGUACAGGGUUUUAGCUUCUCGAGGGAUGUGUGACCUUUUCCUGAAAAAGGGAAAUGUUUCUUUGAAUUGAUUGCUUUGAAGAGAACUAAUACCUCCUGUUUCAUUUCAGGUUGUAGAAGUUUGUUUCUCA
Messenger RNA from Musa acuminata AAA Group (dessert banana), 2447 nucleotides. Its product is annotated as probable receptor-like protein kinase At5g18500. Gene Ontology annotation, molecular function: ATP binding; protein kinase activity. Lineage: Eukaryota; Viridiplantae; Streptophyta; Magnoliopsida; Zingiberales; Musaceae. The transcript has 8 exons. The record is from RefSeq and is a predicted model, not a curated record. The coding region runs from base 548 to 2086 and encodes 512 amino acids. Gene Ontology annotation, biological process: protein phosphorylation.